This is a messenger RNA of Helianthus annuus (common sunflower), 895 nucleotides long. Its product is annotated as putative germin-like protein 2-1. Gene Ontology annotation, cellular component: cell wall. The coding region runs from base 1 to 654 and encodes 217 amino acids. The record is from RefSeq and is a predicted model, not a curated record. The transcript is spliced from 2 exons. Gene Ontology annotation, molecular function: manganese ion binding. Lineage: Eukaryota; Viridiplantae; Streptophyta; Magnoliopsida; Asterales; Asteraceae.
AUGGCUCGUGUUUGCAGCUCGUUCUUGCUUCUUGUUCUUGUUCUUGUUUCUUCCGUAGCUAUGGCAACAGAACCUAGCCCGCUUCAAGAUUUCUGUGUUGCAGACAAGAACGCCCAAGUUUUGGUGAACGGGUUCGCUUGCAAAAACCCGAGUUUGGUUCAAGCCGACGACUUCUACUUUGAUGGGUUACGCAUGAGAGGAAACACCUCGAAUGCAGUUGGGUCCAAGGUGAGCUUAGUUACCGUGGAACAGGUGCCUGGACUCAACACUUUAGGAAUCUCAAUGGCUCGUGUGGACUAUGAACCAGGGGGGCUCAACCCGCCUCAUGUUCAUUCUCGGGCCACUGAGCUCUUCACCGUCUUGGAAGGCACAAUUGAAGUCGGAUUUGUCACAUCAAACCCUGAAAACCGUUUUAUCACUAAAGUGUUGCAUAAGGGUGACGUUUUUGUUUUCCCAUUCAGACUCGUACAUUUUCAAAGAAAUAUUGGAAAUGUGAAUGCACUUGCGAUUUCGACAUUGAGCAGCCAGAACCCGGGUAUCGUCACAAUUGCAAAUGCGGUUUUUGGUUCGAAACCGGAUAUUUCUAGUGACAUUCUUGCCAAGGCCUUUCAAACUAGUAAUGAAGUAAUUGAGAAUUUACAGUUCAAGUUUUAGACCCUUGGAGACCCGAAAGAGCUACCAACACAAAAUCAAAUAAAUGCUACCAAAUAACACUUGUAUUCCUAGUCAAGGAACAAUAUCUUUGGGUUUUUUUUUUUUUUUUUUUGUUGUAUUUUUAUUAUAUCAUUGUUGCAUUUAGUUUAUCAUAAAUAUUUUUUUAUAACUUUAUAAUAAUUCAUGUGUAAUAUUCUAAUCUAUAUGUGUAAUAAUAAAUAAAGCAUGUAGUAAUUUUCAA